AAACACUCGAAUUUGUCCUGCAAUAUCCCCAAGUUUUAAUUCAUAUUUUUGACAUUUUAAAGCUUUAAAUGGCAGAAAAAUCACCAAAAAGUAAUCUAUGUUCACUUCUACAUAAGGUUGACUUGUUGUUCUGCUUGUGAGAAGAGAAGUUCUUUUACCACUUGUUGAUUGCCAACAGAAACAGCCAGAAAGAGAGGUGAAGCACCACUCUGUUGAUAAAUGAUAAGAGAAUAAAACAAGAAUAAAAGAAGAUUCAAGAAGGGACGGAAGCAAUUGCAUCCAAAGUACUGAAAAUGGUCUAUUAACAUCAAAUUUAAAGUCAAGAACUGAUACUGACGAUGUACUGUGGCUUGAAAUGAACACUAAAGUAGUAUUCAAUACAGAAUGCAUGAAUACGCUUGGCAAGUUGAUAUCAUUAUUACAUUGGACAAACUGUUUCCAUAGAAACAGCAGUCCUGCCCGUGCUAUUCGCGAUAUCCGUGGUUCAUGUCAUGGAAACGGCUUUACAGCAUGUGGAUUUUUCAUCGCUAAGCCAGGAAGAGGCCACUGCUCUACAAAAUGUCCUAUUACGACAAAAAGAGUUCGAAGAACUUAAUGGAAUUCGACGAAAGGACUUGAGAUUAGAACUGAUACAGUUAGAAGAAAGGCUAGCUUUAGCUGAGAAAAGCGCAACAGACAAGCAGCUUUGUCAAAUUUGUUUCAAGACCAAAGUAGCUGAUGGUUUGCGGUUGAACUGCAGGUUCUGCAGCCGUAAAACAUGCACUCGAUGUGGACACACGGAACUUGGUAGAACGAGUUGGAUGUGUCAACUCUGCUCUAAAAAAAGACACUGUCUUACUUGUACUGGAGACUGGUACGUUGGCAAUGAACCUUUAUCUGCAAACGCGCAAUUUUUUCUUGAUAAACUUGGAGAAAGCAGCACAGCCAGGAUGUCCCGGAGUAGUGUGAGGGAGCCUACUAUUCCACGAUUCUCUACUAAUAAUGAUAUAAGGGAAAUUCUUCAAAGCACUUCCUCAAGAGGAACAUCUAUUGGUGACACCCAAGAUACCUAUAGCUACAGCGUAUGUAACGAGCCUGAAUAUCUUAGUCUUCCAGUCCACGAACCCAGACGACGUGGUUUGAGCGAAUUCAGCACUGAGAGUGAAUUUACGUCGUGUUUUUCGGUAUCGACAUAUUCUGAUGGGGGGAUGCCUGCAUUGAACCUAGUGGAACCAACAGAUAGUGAAUGUGACAGUUCCGACAGCUCAGGAAAAAAUGAAACGAUAGGCAGGAGAAAAAAGAAGAGAGCAGAGGAAAGCAGAGACUCAAAAGGCAGACCGAUGAUUGAGCGUUUAACAUUAUCAAGAGAGACAACAAGCCAACGGUUAAUGUCCAGAGAUACAGCUUUUGGGGUUCAUAUAGUUGGCGGGAAGACAUCUAUUGGCGGUAUUAUGGGAGCGUUUGUUGUCGGCGUUAUUCCUGGUACUAAAGCACAAGAAUUACUUUGCAUUGGUGAUCAGGUUAUAGAGUGGAACAACAUAUCCUUAGUUGAUGCAACAUUUGAAGGGACGCACGAAGCAGUAGCAUCAUCUUCUGAUGAAGUGUCUAUUGUAGUUUGUCAUGUAAGUAAAACAGAUCAUCAAUCCCCACGACCUUCGUGCAGUCAAAUAGUCAGCGAUGCUAUAGAAAAGACAAGAGCAAGCUUUGCUAGAGAAGCAAGAAGUUGCAAUUCUCAAGAAGAGCUACUUCAAUUGAUCCGCAGCAGAUCCCACAAUGUUGUAGCUGACAGCAUUUCUUGCAGCAACUCUCUCGGCGUUGAAGCCAACGCCUCGGAAACGAUGAAUUUUUGGUCGCACUCAUCUGGAAAUGAUAGAAGAAGUGGGCUCAAGAUAUCUUUAUGGUACGAUCCCGGAGGACUCAAUCUCAUCACCAAAAUAAUUGAAGCACGAAGAUUGCCAUUGGGAACGACUCCAGGCGAUGAACUUCCCAACCCUUAUGCCGUGGUUAACCUACUGCCUAUCAGAGAUGUUUCAACUCAGUUUAGGACCGGCGUUAAAUUUCAGACCCAAUGUCCUGUUUGGAAUCUGACUUUCAUUUAUUCCAACAUCACCGAAGAAGAGCUCUCAUCAAGAUCUUUGGAAGUCACACUCUGGAGUGAGCGAAAAACUCGUCGACAUCGAUUUCUUGGUAAAAUCAAAGUGGACUUGAAUGGUAGUGUCCUCAGUAACAUACCUCAAUGGUAUUACCUAGAAGAUUAUUUUGCGUUAUUCGAUGAGAUUUGUAUACCGGUGAACAGACGAUAUACUCUUUCCUCGGGAGAAGACGUGACGAAAUUAUAUGUGGGCAUUGACGAGAUGAGAAAACAAUUUGAGCUGACUUACAAACCACGACGGGCAGCAAGCUACAUUCUAAGGUCGUAUCAGUCUCGAAGAACUAUUGCUGGAGAAUUAGAAUCAGACUUUAGCGAGGGAUUCGGCAAAAGAAGAAAAACAAACUCAAUUCUCUCGAGGAACCGGGCAGAGUCCUGUUCUCUAAACCGACUUCUAAGUUACACAACACCAAAAGGAAAAAAUACCCGAUCUAGAUAUGGUAGCGAAAGUCUUUCCAGAUUCGGAAAUAAUUAUACGAGUAGAAAUCUAGUUGUACCCUCGAUCAGCAGUGCUCCAACAACCCCAUGCUUCGGAGCAUUUGACAAGUCACCGAGUUUUGAUUACCCUUCACUUGCCAGAGCCUUUGACUAUUCGUAUAAUUAUGUCACAGCUUCUAAAGAUGAACGCUCCCCGCUGUCGGCCUCAAGUGGCAGUUCUCAGGCAUGCAAUAACCAAGGACAGUCUCUUGAGUUCAAGUUUGAAGAGAUUCACAAGGACGAAGAAGAUGGAGGUCAUAAAGAAAACAAGAAAGAGGAAUAUGUUGUGCAAACAGAAAUUGACAAGAAAGAACUUAAACCAGAGAUUGAUAAACCAGCUUAUGGUGCUAAACAGAAAUUAGUCCAAAAUAUUUCAUUAAAUCUUCACGAAAGCUCAAACAACAAAAGCGACAAAAGAGAACGUAAAUUAUCCACAAGGACUCGACGACUUUCUUCCCAGGAACGCUCUCAUUCCACAUCAGACUCGUUCAUGUUUGAUGAAGACCCUGAGCAUGGUACUAUUGGCCCGAGUCAAAUCCGUUGUCAUGACAACCAAGAUACGUACGUUAAAACGUACCUAAUCUAUAACGAGAAGAAAUUAAUGAAGAGAAAAUCCUCGACCGUUCGACAAGACUUAAGCCCAGUCUACAACUGCAAAGUCAAGUACGCAGCACGAGAUGUGGAUAGCAAAAUACUUAACGUAUGUGUCUGGCAAAAUCAAGGUUUAUUUGGAAGAAACGUCCCAAUUGGCGAGGUGCACACCUCACUAGACCGUUUAAAUGUCUCCUGCAGAUUUGUAGCUUGGUACAAACUGUUUCCUUUACCUAAUAUAAGCUAAGUUAACCAUCAAAAAGAAACCUCUUUGCCUUGGGCGUAAUGCUUUCCCAUUUCAGGCCACUUGUUAUUUCCCUAGAGUAUCAUUUCUUUGUUCAACGAUUGCACACGAAAAGACACAUGAAUAUGGAUACAACUUGAAUAAAAAAUCUUAGUCUCUAGGCAAUGAACCUUGGUCGAUUUGAAAUGGGGAAACCUACGCCCAAGAUAAAGACGUCUAGUAAGGAAUGUGGAAAGUACGAAGAACGAAGGGAAUAAUCUAAAAUGAAAGCAAGGUAUUUAAACUGGAGCCAAUCAGGAGCAAGCAACAAGAUUGGAUCACUGUGAGCUCUGGAUUCCAAAUUCUAGAAUAUUCGAUCUCAUAUUUAAUAGACUAAAGAACAAAAGGCUUAGUAAAAUGUGUCUCACAGUACAGCCCUGUCUUUGAGUUCGAUCUCUGUCGGAUCCACCACUUUGGCAUAAUGUUUUCCCAUUUCAGACCACCUGUCAUCCUUCCCUCGAGUAUCUUUUAUUGCGCAUGGCAAGACAUAUUUAUAUGAAUACGAUUCAAACAAAGAAUCUUAUUCUCUUUGCGAAUGGUACGUGGUCUGCAAUGGGAAAACCUUACGCCCAAAGUAAAGAUCUAGAAGGUCUACACUGGAAAUAUGCUUUUAAAAACCUAUCAAUACAAUGAAAGCAUCCUGGAAGUUCCAUUGCGUAAAUCAGACUUCUCAAACCUACUUUUUAAAAUACAGAUAAAACUUUGGAACGCCAUCAUCCGAAAUAACUAAACGAGAAUGGUUUCUAAAUAUAAAUACCUUUAUGGAUUUUUUACAUACACUUAUUUCAAUAAAGUUAGUCACCAAUAACCUAGAAAGCUGAGAUCACUGAGGA
Molecule: messenger RNA, 4312 nt
Organism: Actinia tenebrosa (Australian red waratah sea anemone)
Lineage: Eukaryota; Metazoa; Cnidaria; Anthozoa; Actiniaria; Actiniidae
Biological process (GO): calcium ion-regulated exocytosis of neurotransmitter; regulation of synaptic plasticity; positive regulation of synaptic transmission
Cellular component (GO): presynaptic membrane; cytoskeleton of presynaptic active zone
Molecular function (GO): transmembrane transporter binding; small GTPase binding
Source: RefSeq, a predicted model, not a curated record